Exophiala dermatitidis NIH/UT8656 is the source of this 3921-nucleotide messenger RNA. RefSeq lists its product as uncharacterized. Lineage: Eukaryota; Fungi; Ascomycota; Eurotiomycetes; Chaetothyriales; Herpotrichiellaceae. The transcript has a single exon. The record is from RefSeq and is a predicted model, not a curated record. The coding region runs from base 688 to 3591 and encodes 967 amino acids.
AGAUGAAAUUGGGUCGCCUAUCGAGGCACCCCUCCACCAAGUUCCUGAUAGUACGCCCUUUGAUAAAGCCAUCUUCAUCCACUUCUCAGCCUGGGGCGCUGCUAGCCAAGUACCCCGGUUAGGCGGAAGAGAGCCACACAAGUACUAGUAGGGCCUGAAAUAGUGACUAGCAGCAGUCCAUCGAUCGAAUUCAUCGGCCGAGCCGCCGUCAGCCCCAAAAAAAGACAAACUGCACUCUAACCUUGAACUUGAAGGCUUGUUGUCACAGUCUGAGUUCAUUUGUACUUCGCAUUAUUCGCCGCGAGCAGAGCCCUCAUUGCAUUGUAUGAGAUCCCUCCCCGACUGCAGUGUCGCGCCUGAACUCCAUCCUUUAUACGAAGUCCUCAAUGAUCGGCCGCCGCUCGCUUACAAUCACGCUCGAAGAUCCCGCCUGACAAGGCGCUCCUUAUCGCGUAUCCUUGCCGGUCGUCUGGCUCUACUUCCGCUUCUGUCCAUCAACGAACAUCCACAUCCCUUGCUGCUGUACUGCCGCACCAACCAUAUGCGCAUCACCUGUGGACGCGCAUAAGGAGACCGAUCAUGCCCUCAGGGAUCUCUAGGUCGUUACAAGAAUAACAGAGUUUCCGGCGGCCGGUCUACUGCGGGUUCCUAUCUCGCGUGUCCAGCAGGGGCUGCUAACGUCGCCAAAUGGCCUACGCUUCUGUCGCCCAAGCGGACCGUGAUGCCUUUGCCCACGACUCAAACUUGGAUUCCCCCAGUCUUCCCGACAUCUCCAGUCCGCACCUCUCUGCCAUGGGCAUUGCGUUGUCCGGAGAUGGGGAGCAAUCCGCUGAUCCGCAGGCCGGUCCGUCAAGAGGUGUUGGAUCUCUCUUGAAAUCUCUCGCGUCAACCCCUUCAUAUGAAAUCGUGGACGAGGAGGACUACGAGGAGCCUAUAGAGACAUCGCAGAAAACUGACGUGAAAAUGGAGGACUCUGGAUCGCACAAAGAUGACACUAUUACAUUCCAACCAGAAGAGCCGCCCAUCAGAACAGCCUCCAUUAGUCGCCAUCUUCCCCUCAAUCACCCUACACCGGAUCUACAUUCGCUGCAAGGGGCCUUCAUCAAGAAUGUGGAGCGCUUGGAAGAAAGCGCCGAGCGUCUGAGCAUGACCUCGAGCCUGGAAGAUGAGUUGAGCAAGAUGAGACAGGAUCAAAAGCGGUCAGAACGGCAGUCUUCCGCCCCGCUGAGCCUGAACCAUGUCCUUCAUCCAGCUCAGCAAAGACAGUUCUCGACUAGUUCGCUGUCGAAUUCGAUCAUAGGGGUCAAUCAAACAGCCAGGAUAGGAGGAUACUCUCCUUCAGGAUACAUCACGUCUCCCACUGGCUCAAUCAAGUCUGGUCUAGGCCCGAACCAGCUCCAACUGGAGAGACAGGUUUCCAAUGGCAGCCACCGUGAGGAAACGUUGCCGGAGCCUCCGGUAGAAGGUCGUCCGCUCCAGCUCACACCGCUCGACUUCACAGCACUUGGCCUCACCUCCGAUGACCAUUCGCCUGCGCCGAUUUCGCAUGAACGAAACACGGACCCAACCUCGCGUGAGUCGCCCGCCGGCUCCAUCCAAGAGGAGAGGCCCACCACUUCCGCAUCCAACGAUACAUACCGGCAAGCGCAGUCCGCCUUCCACGACUUCGAUGGUGUUCACUAUGGCGGCGACGGUUCCAUGGCGCGCCAGAUUUCUCUACGACGGCCACCACUAGCACGAGACUCUAAGGUUUAUCGCGAAGCGCAACCUGGAGAGAAAAUGAUAUACUAUCCUGCACCUGUGCCUGUCAUGCUCAAUCUGCCCCCGCGGCUUUCCAAAGUCAACAUCAGCGAACGGGAGAAACGCCGUCUACAAGCGCUUAGCGGGAUCCCGGAUGAAAUGCGCAAAUCCGCGGCAUGGCUGGCAGGUGCUGACACCAACACGCCGGCCCAGCGAGCCUCACAGCACCUGCCGUCACAGCUCCGUGCCAGUGCAUUCUUUGAAUACCCCAGCGCCACCGAACAGCUCGAGUUGAAGAAUGGUUCGGCUGUUCAGACUCUGGACAGUAUCUUAGACGCUGCCGCUUAUGCCCCUGUGAGUGCAUUCACUGACCAUCCGAUCGCCGGCCAGGUUGGCAAGGAAGUGUAUGGCGUGCACAAGUCGCCGCGGAAGAGUGUGCAACUUCCCAACCAAAAAGCAAAGAAGCGUCGAAGCUCUUUGAGUACCCUGCUUAGGACUCAACGUUCCAGCACUGCUCUGUCCGAGGCUCAGGUCGAUCGGCGGAACUCCCGAGAUUUCAAGCUUAUGGGUGAGGGCGAUCCGGACGCUAGUGAUGAUGACUUCGAUCACGCAGCCGCAGAGGCCAUCAUGCCCGAUGCAGACGAGCUGGAGCACGGUGAAGACGAGGAAGAGGCAGGAGAAGGCAUGGUCGAUCCUGGCUUUUCCACCGCCCCGACUACGUUGCUCGCAGAAUUGCAGCUGCGCAAAGAACAGCAGAAGCGGCGGAAUCUUACCGCGGCGCGCGCCUUUCCCAAUGGGAUGCAUUCGACUCUUCUUGAAAUGGAUGCUGUGACUCAAUUACAACAAAAGGCUCGCAAAACAAAACAUGUCACACUUGCCUGGGAAGAUCAUGAGGAGGCAGACAAGCAGAAUUUCGAUGACGAAGAUGUCCCACUGGGGCUGUUGUUCCCAGAAAAGGAUAGAGCGGCUCAUGCCAAUAUUCAUCGACCGGUCGGGCUGCUCGAAAGGCGCGAAAUGGAGGACAAUGAGCCACUGAGCCACCGACGUGCGCGACUACGGGGAGAACCGCUGCAGUCUCUAAAGUCUGACACUAGAAGCCACGCAGAAGAAGCCAGUCGUGCUCCUGUUAUCGAAGAUGUUCCAGGACUUACUGGGGACACCGUCCCCGAAACCGAAGAUGAGACAUUGGCACAGCGGGCGGCAAGGCUGAAGUUGGAGAAAGAGAAAGGCACUGCGGGCCAAUUCACCGAAGAAGUGUCCAGUCAACUCGGUUUAAAUGUUGCUGCUAAAGACCAAGAGCUCUCCAAGACGCCUGACGGGGAGGAGACGCUAGCACAGCGCCGGAAGAGGUUGAAGGAGGAGGCCCUCCUCGCCGGCACGCAAUCUGACAGUCGACCACGAAUCAGAUCAAUGCGCAGCAUGGCUGACAUUCUGCAAGCCCACCCAGUCGGAGCUCAAUCCAGAGAGGUCUCCAGCGAGUCAAAGGGACCUGAGCGACACAAUGGUCAACCAAAGGGUCCUUUGAUACAGUUUGACGAGAAUUCGGGAUUUCCUUCGGUCAACUACAACCAAGGGAUCCCUGUAUCACAAACCGCAAACUGGGGAUAUACCCAACAGAACGGCGCUUACAUGAACGCUCUACAUGGAAAUGCAUACAUGAACCAUGUACCUAAUGUUGCCCAGCCAUCCUUCUAUGGCGCUCCUCUGCCGAUGCAUAUGCAACAACCCAUGAGCAUUUACCCGUAUGGGUAUGGUGCUCAGCCAUACAUACAGGAUCCCAUGAUGGGUCCACCGCUUAAUCCGAAGCAGAGAGCACAGAUUGACCAAUGGCGACAAAGCAUUGUUCAGUGACGCCUGUUUGGAUGAAGGAUGUACAAUCGGCCUUCUUGGAUGGCCUUGGAAAGAAACCACCAUAGGGAUGGCGCUGAUGAAAGGCGGAAUAUAUACAUCUUGUAACACUGUAGAGACCUAGCCCAGGGACAUAAUCUUGACCGUAUGGGAUGGAGAUGUGGAAAAUCGCCUGAGGAUGAUGUUAUAUAAUGGCAGUCGUGCUUGAGAUGGUCUUAGUAUUGACCAAUGACCUAUGGCGUUGGAAUAAACAGAGAUGCUAUGCAAAGUGUCCAAUUAAGUGAACAACUACCUGGUUCAAAAUCCUGAACUGUUCUUUGAAGUAAAAUCGUG